CCUUAAUGCAUCAGAAGAAGCUCUCUCCCGGAUGUAACGAAAGGAGAAACUCUCCAUGUGAUUUUGUUACUCUCCACAAAGACGUUUAACUUCGAAACAGUUGAAAAUGAAUCCAUUUGUUUACAGACUAACAGUCUUUUUCUUUAAAGUUAUUGACGAAACCGUACCGUAAAUCCCGCCAGCUGUCGCCCAACCGCUCAUUCGAGAAGCUAACCCUGCUAAUCCACGCGCUCGUUUAUUUAUGAAGCAUGGAGAUAAGCGAUCGUGAUUUUCUCAGCACUCCUCCCUUCAAAACCGUCAGGUUUGGUGGUAGUGUUGUGGAAACAUUAGCCAAGUAUAAACAGGGAGACUUGAGUGACUACGAACUGCUGAAGCAUCAGCUGGCCGAUCCUGAUAUAAAGGAUGCACAGAUUAUUACCUGGCUACAAGAGUUUCGGAAUUGUAUCGCUCAGCUCACCAAAGACCAUGAACAACUCAUCUACACUCUCUUAAGGCUUCCCUGGGUGGAUCGAAGCCAAGCAGUGGCCGAGGAGUACAUGGCCUUCCUUAGUAACCUAGUAUCAGCACAGACCGUCUUCCUAUGUGCAUGUCUCAAAAUGAUCGUCAAGUACUUUACGCCGAAAAGGAUAGCCAUCUCUGAAGGAGGAGUCUAUAUGUCGGAUACAGAUGAUGAAGAUGAAUAUCUCCCCAAACAUUUCAACCGCUGCCACCAAGCUUUGCAGCUCAUCACAAGAUAUGUCCCAUCCACAAGUCACUUUCUGGUGCCCAUUUUGCAAGACAGGUUUCCGUUUAUUCAAAAGUCCUCCAGAACCCUGGAGUGUUACGUCCACAACCUACUGAAACUGAGCGUGUACAUACCGAGCAUUCGACGAGACGUACUGGAGAUCAUCAUUGGACAGAUGCUUAAACUAGAUGUGAGCGCAUCCCGUUCCGAUAUCGAAGAGGCUGAAGAGAAAAGGGUUCAAAGCCAUACGCCAGGCAACUCUACCGAAGAGGCCCUCUUUGAUAUGGACGAGGACCUGCAGACAGAUGAGCCCCCCAAUUUGGAAGUCAUGUCCCACCCGGUGGCUGACAGGCUUGAUUCACUCAUGGCAAUCCUGUUGGCGUACAUCAAGGACGUCUGCCUCGUCAACGGCGGUCUUCAUACAGACAGAACAAAGGAAUUGUACAGGGACUUGUUGGAUGUGUUUGACAAGCUCAUCUUGCCCACACAUGCUUCGUGUCACAUCCAGUACCUGGUUUUUUACCUCUGCAGCUUCAGGGUGGCACUUGGGGAGGCUUUCCUGGAGCACUUAUGGAAGAUUCUGCAGAGUCCAUCUCAGCCCGCUGUCCUCCGCCAGGCUGCUGCGGGAUACAUGGGAAGCUUCCUCGCCAGAGCCAACUUCAUCCCUGUGGUCACAGUCCGGGCGUGUCUGGACCUGCUCAUCCCGUGGAUCCAUCGCUACAUCGACAGUCAGGAUAGUAAAGGCGGGCAGGCCUGCUGUGACAUCAGCCUCCAUGGACCCUUCUACACCGCCUGCCAGGCGGUCUUUUACACCAUCAUCUUCAGACAUGGAGCCAUUCUGGCGGGAGACAUGAAGAAAGGCUUGGAGUACCUCCAGAGUUUGAACCUGGAGAGGGUGGUCAUGUGUCAGAUGAACCCGCUUAAAGUGUGUCUCCCAGCAGUCACCAAUUUGUUUGCAGCCAUCACCCGGAAAUAUCAGGUGGUUUUCUGUUACACCAUCAUAGAGAGGAACAACCGCCACUUGUUGCCCGUGGUGCACAGCUCUGCAGGAGGUGACAGCGUGAGCAUCAACACCAACCCCUUGGACAGCUUCUUUCCUUUUGACCCCUACCUGCUAAAAAGGUCUGGUGAACUGAUAGAGCCUCUCUACCAGGUGUGGGAGGAGCCGGCAGACUCGGAGCUGGUCGUCCCGAAAAGAGUCCCUCAGGGCUCCAAAGAGGACGAACUUGACUUCCUGGGCGGGGAGACGCCGCAGGGCGACGAGAUGGUCGGGAUGACACCCAACUCGUUUGAAUCCAACCCCAGUAUCGGCUCACCUCCCGUCUACUUCCAGAGACACUGCUAGUUCCACAUGGCCAACUGUCACACUUGGCCGGGUCAUCCUGAGACGAUAUUUGCAAUGAUUCACAUUGCAUUCAUAUCAGGGCCAAAACAUCUCAUCCUGUCCUUUUAUGAUUUUUGGUUUUCUCUCCCUCUUUCUGGUGCAAUAGCAAGAAACAUUAAUGACGUUAGUGUUAGAGCCGUAUACUCUGAAAAUAUUUUAGGUUUUGGUUGAAUUUUACAAGCAGUUGUACAGAUAAGUUUUCCUUUUUGUAGGGAUGUAUGAAUUAAUGAUCCUCGUUAUAUUUGCUUCUGUGAGCAUGGGGCACACCAAAUGGCUUAUUUUGGUUUUAAGUUUAUUCUCUUGAGUUGUUGACAAAUCUGCUCCAGUUGUUACCGGAAUCGACUUUUGAUAUGAAUCUGAAUAACGAUAAGUCACGUAUCAGUUCUUCCUUUAUUAUAAAAGAGUAAGAGAAAGAAUGAGGCCACAACAAAGAUUCAGUCUGGUUGAAAUACAGGACAUGAUAGUUAUUUAUACAGUAUGUGCGUUGUUCAUAGAAAUAUAAAGAACCAUGAUAGAUGGCU
Molecule: messenger RNA, 2629 nt
Organism: Syngnathus typhle (broad-nosed pipefish)
Lineage: Eukaryota; Metazoa; Chordata; Actinopteri; Syngnathiformes; Syngnathidae
Gene: rrn3
Product: RRN3 homolog, RNA polymerase I transcription factor
Exons: 17
Coding region: 249-2069 (606 amino acids)
Biological process (GO): transcription initiation at RNA polymerase I promoter
Cellular component (GO): nucleus
Molecular function (GO): RNA polymerase I core binding; RNA polymerase I general transcription initiation factor activity
Source: RefSeq, a predicted model, not a curated record